Messenger RNA from Diaporthe citri, 1710 nucleotides. RefSeq lists its product as uncharacterized. The record is from RefSeq and is a predicted model, not a curated record. Gene Ontology annotation, biological process: transmembrane transport; carbohydrate transport. NCBI's taxonomy places the organism in Eukaryota, Fungi, Ascomycota, Sordariomycetes, Diaporthales, Diaporthaceae. Gene Ontology annotation, molecular function: carbohydrate:proton symporter activity. The transcript has 3 exons. Gene Ontology annotation, cellular component: plasma membrane. The coding region runs from base 1 to 1710 and encodes 569 amino acids.
AUGUUGAGCCUAAACGGCAAGGUCACCUUCGACCAUGUCAACCCCAACUCCGAAACGAGCACUGAUGCUCGACAAGAGCUUGCCCAUCUCGACUACUCCCCCCUAAAGCGAGUCUCAGGUCGCACUCUGUGCAUGGCCCUCCUCGUUUCUAUGGGCGGUCUGAUCUUUGGAUACGACACUGGUCAGAUCUCGGGCUUCCAAGAAAUGCCCGACUUCCUACAGCGAUUUGGCGAGCCCCAGGGGGACGGCACGUACGCAUUCAGCACUGUCCGCUCCGGCCUGAUCGUAGGCCUGCUAUCGAUCGGUACCCUGGUCGGCGCCCUCGUCGCCGCCCCCUUCGCGGACAAGUUCGGCCGCAGGCCGUCAAUCUGUUUCUGGAGCAUAAUUGUCGCCGUCGGCUUCGUGAUCCAGGUCGCGGCCAGCACCUCGUGGGAGCAGUUCAUGAUCGGCCGGCUGGUCGCGGGCUUCGGCGUCGGCGCGCUGAGCCUGCUCGUGCCCAUGUUCCAGGCCGAGACGGCGCCGCCCUGGAUCCGGGGAGCCCUCGUGUGCACGUACCAGCUGUUCAUCACGCUGGGCAUCUUCCUCGCCGCGUGUUUCAACUACGGCACGUACACGCACCAGCGGGACAACUCCGGCUCGUGGCGCAUCGUCGUGGGCCUGGGCUGGAUCUGGACCGUCAUCCUCGGCGUGGGCAUCUGGGGCUUCAAGGAGACGCCGCGGUACGUCUACCGCCUGGGCCGCACUGCCGAGGCCAAGGAGACCUUGACGCGUGUUUAUGGCGCCCCUGACAACCAUUAUGCCAUCUUUGUGCAGAUGGAGGAGCUGGAGCACAAGUUCCGCGCUGAGAUGUCGCAGAAGGGCACGGGUCCUAUUGCUGGCAUGGUCGACAUGUUUAAAGCUCCCAGGAUAGCUUACCGGAUUGCGCUUGGAAUCAUGUUGCAAAUGUUCCAGCAGCUUACUGGCGCUAACUAUUUCUUCUACUACGGAACGACUAUUUUCAACUCGGUCCAGAUCUCGUCCUUCGUCACGCAGCUCAUCCUCAACGGAAUCAACUUCGGAGUGACGUUCAUCGGUCUGUACCUCGUUGAGCACUACGGCCGACGCAAGUGUCUCAUGGCCGGAUCCGCUUGGAUGUUUGUUUUCUUCCUGGUGUUUGCCUCGGUAGGCCACUUCGUCCUCGACGUCAAUGAGCCGGCCAACACCCCCGAGGCCGGCAUUGCCCUCAUCGUCAUGGCGUGCCUGUUCAUCCUGGGCUACGCGACAACCUGGGGACCCAUGGUUUGGACGCUCAUCGCAGAGAUCUACCCAUCCAAGUACCGCGCAAAGGGAAUGGCCCUGGCGACGGCGAGCAACUGGACCUGGAACUUCCUCCUCGCCUUCUUCACCCCGUUCAUCACCAAGGACAUCGACUUUGCGCUGGGCUAUGUCUUUGCCGGCUGCAACCUCAUCGGUGGCAUCCUGGUGUAUUUCUUCGUCAUCGAAGGCCAGGGCAGAACAUUGGAAGAGAUAGAUACCAUGUAUCUGGAGCACGUCGACCCGCGCAAGUCGGCCAAGUGGGUCCCGCCCUCGGCAGAGGAGAUGGCCAGAAUCAGGAGGGAGGCCGGCAUGGAGGAGCUGCCCAUCGACAGCGAGAAGGAGAAGGGAAGCAGCGACGGCGGCGUUUUGCCGACCGAUCCAAAGAUUAGGGACGAGCACGCCGAGAACGCGUAG